AUGACAUCGACAGUUGCGCCCACCACCACAACUGUUGCUCCAACAACAACAACAACAGUUGCGCCAACCACCACUACAGUUGCUCCUUCAACAACAUCGUUAGCUCCAACUACCACAUCAGUUGCUCCAACAACCAAAGCUUUUCCUCCUACAAUACCAGUUGUUCCGACCACCACAACUGUUGUUUCAACAACUACAACAUUACUUGCUCCAACCACCACUACAGUUGCUCCAACAACAACAACAGUUGCUCCGACCACCCCUACAGUUGCUCCAACAACAACAACAGUUGCUCAGACAACAACAUCAUUUGCUCCAACCACCACUACAGUUGCUCCAACAACAACAUCAUUUGCUCCAACCACCACUACUGUUGCUCCAACUACAACAACAGUUGCUCCAACCACCACUACAGUUGCUCCAACAACAACAACAACAGUUGCUCCAACCACCACUACAGUUGCUUUAACUACCACAUCAGUUGCUCCAACAACCAAAGGUUUUCCUCCUACAAUACCAGUUGUCCUGACCACCACAAGUGUUGUUUCAAAAACUACAACAUCAGUUGCUCCAACCACCACUACAGUUGCUCCAACAACAACAACAGUUGCUCCAACAGCAACAACAGUUGCUCCAACCACCACUACAGUUGCUCUAACUACAACACCAGUUGCUCCGACCACCACUACAGUUGCUCCAACAACAACAACAACAAUUGCUCCAACCACCCCUACAGUUGCUCCAACAACAACAACAGUUGCUCAGACAACAACAUCAUUUGCUCCAACCACCACUACAGUUGCUCCAACAACAACAUCAUUUGCUCCAACCACCACUACUGUUGCUCCAACCACCACAACUGUUGCUCCAACAAAAACAACAGUUGCUCCAACCACCACUACAGUUGCUACAACCACCACAACUGUUGCUUCAAUGACAUCGACAGUUGCGCCCACCACCACAACUGUUGCUCCAACCACCACUACAGUUGCUCCUUCAACAACAUCGUUAGCUCCAACUACCACAUCAGUUUCUCCAACAACCAAAGCUUUUCCUCCUACAAUACCAGUUGUUCCGACCACCACAACUGUUGUUUCAACAACUACAACAUUACUUGCUCCAACCACCACUACAGUUGCUCCAACAACAACAACAGUUGCUCCGACCACCACUACAGUUGCUCCAACAACAACAACAACAAUUGCUCCAACCACCCCUACAGUUGCUCCAACAACAACAACAGUUGCUCAGACAACAACAUCAUUUGCUCCAACCACCACUACAGUUGCUCCAACAACAACAUCAUUUGCUCCAACCACCACUACUGUUGCUCCAACUACAACAACAGUUGCUCCAACCACCACUACAGUUGCUCCAACAACAACAACAACAGUUGCUCCAACCACCACUACAGUUGCUUUAACUACCACAUCAGUUGCUCCAACAACCAAAGCUUUUCCUCCUACAAUACCAGUUGUCCUGACCACCACAAGUGUUGUUUCAAAAACUACAACAUCAGUUGCUCCAACCACCACUACAGUUGCUCCAACAACAACAACAGUUGCUCCAACAACAACAACAGUUGCUCCAACAACAACAACUGUUGCUCCAACCACCACUACAGUUGCUCUAACUACAACAACAGUUGCUCCGACCACCACUACAGUUGCUCCAACAACAACAACAACAAUUGCUCCAACCACCCCUACAGUUGCUCCAACAACAACAACAGUUGCUCAGACAACAACAUCAUUUGCUCCAACCACCACUACAGUUGCUCCAACAACAACAUCAUUUGCUCCAACCACCACUACUGUUGCUCCAACUACAACAACAGUUGCUCCAACCACCACUACAGUUGUUUUAACUACCACAUCAGUUGCUCCAACAACCAAAGCUUUUCCUCCUACAAUACCAGUUGUCCUGACCACCACAAGUGUUGUUUCAAAAACUACAACAUCAGUUGCUCCAACCACCACUACAGUUGCUCCAACAACAACAACAGUUGCUCCAACAACAACAACAGUUGCUCCAACAACAACAACUGUUGCUCCAACCACCACUACAGUUGCUCCAACAACAACAACUGUUGCUCCAACAACAACAACUGUUGCUCCAACAACAACAACUGUUGCUCCAACUACAACAACAGUUGCUCCAACCACUACUACAAUUGCUUCAACAACAACAUCAGUUUCUGCAACCACCACUACAGUUGCUCCAACAACAACAACAGUUGCUCCAACAACAACAACAACAACAACAACAACAACAACAGUUGCUCCAACCACCACUACAGUUGCUCCAACAACAACAACAACAACAACAACAACAAUUGCUCGAACCACCACUACAGUUGCUCCAACAACAACAACAACUCCAACCACCACUACUGUUUCUCCAACAACAACAGUUGCUCCAACCACCACUACAGUUGCUCCAAAUACCACACUGAUUCUUACAACCAGGACAUCAACAAAUACAACCACAAAACACCCAACAACCACAAAACUUCCAGCAACCACAAAAGGUCCAGCAACCACAAAACGUCCAGCAACCACAAAACAUCCAGCAACCAUAAAACGUCCAGCAACCACAAAACGUCCAGCAACCACAAAACUUCCAGCAACCACAAAACGUCCAGCAACCACAAAACAUCCAGCAACCACAAAACAUCCAGCAACCACAAAACAUCCAGCAACCACAAAACUUCCAGCAACCACAAAAGGUCCAGCAACCACAAAACGUCCAGCAACCACAAAACAUCCAGCAACCACAAAACGUCCAGCAACCACAAAACGUCCAGCAACCACAAAACUUCCAGCAACCACAAAACGUCCAGCAACCACAAAACAUCCAGCAACCACAAAACGUCCAGCAACAGCAAAACGUCCAGCAACCACAAAACGCCCAGCAACCACAAAACGUCCAGCACCCACAAAACGUCCAGCAACCACAAAACGUCCAGCAACCACAACAACUCCAGUUCUAACACGCCCCCCACCAACAGUAACUAUAACUGUUGUGAUAGUACUUCCAUUUGAUCCACAAUAUGAAGACCAGCAAAGUACCAAAUUUCAGGAAAUGGCAAAACUUAUCAUGACGUGGUGUGAGCCAAUUUACAGAAGCAAGUAUGGAUUACUUUUUGUCAGAAUCAUUGUGGUUUCACUCAGAGGUGUUGUUAGAACCCGAAUGACAGAAAGUGUGGAAGCAGAGAUUCAGGUAGUGUUCAAUGAAACCUCUCCUCAAACUAUCCCAAGCGACGCUAAGGUUGCAGAAGACCUAAAGGCAGCAGCAGCAAAUCCAACCUUCCAACUGAACCUGCCCAUAUAUCCUAACUCCAUUACUCUAACUAAACAAAUGCAGAGAAUCCCUGUAACCUUCUUGACCAAUGGCACGUACGUGCCGGCCCUCUUAGAUUCGACAUCCAAUGAUUUUCAAGACAGGUCAUCAAUGAUAAAACAAUGGCUUGAACCUUUCUUCAUCACAGAUUAUAAAGCAUCAUUCAGUGUUUUAUAUUUAACCAACUACAGUUCUUAUUCCAAAAAUACUGGUCUAAAAGUGAACAUCCCCACAAUCAAAAAUGGAAUGGAUCUUACUUUUCCAGCAAACACAAUUUUACCCAAUGACACACAGAUAGUGAACACUAUGCUCCGAGCCGCCUACAAUGAGACAUUACCUUUUAAAAUCUUCACUUAUGAAAUUGUGGUCAAUGGCACAGCGUACUCCUCAGGUGAAGCGAGCAGUCGGACCAGCAUGUUGACGGCUUCGCUCCUGGUUGUUUUGUCACUUCUGGUCACGCGGUUCGAUUGAUCGUAGUCUACUACAUGUACGCUGUAAUGAUUCUUAUUUAUUUGCAUGUUAUUUCAUCUUUCUUGUGCUUCUUGAAAAAUUUUAAUUGGGGAAAAGGCUGUGCCUCCCCAGGAUAUUUGUACCUCUCCAAUGCAACACCAAAGCCCCACCCUUAAAACUGUACAGUCUUUAGGCAACAAUGCCAAGCAUUACAAAACAUCUUACACUUGAUGACAUGAAGUGUCUGGCACAAACAAUUUCCAUCUUCAUGAAACCUGCAGAACAGCUCAGAUAUACGACAAACUAUGAAAGGACCCAAUGUCAAAACCAUCUGAGAUAAAACUCCUGAGAUUCACAUUAUCAACUGUACUCUCAGAAUGUUGUGUCAUAAAUAUUCAUCUUGACCACACACUACACUAACACAAAAUUAAUUCUCAGUAAGCACUUACUCCUCUUGUAUGGUAGUUAGUUAUUUAUGUAUGUGUUGUUUGACUUCUCCUUGUAAUCGUGUAAUGGAAGUCUAUAGAACUGAUCCUUUCUGUGUUUAUGAACUUUUAAAAAAUAUCUAUUUACACUGAACUCUGAGGCCCAGGGAAAUGCAAUGAACCCAGGGAUUUUACUUUCUGUUCAUCUUUUUUCGCUGCUACCUCUGCAAAUGCAGCUUUUAGCUUUGAGGGCGAUCCUAAUGAAAGUCUUGGACUUUCUUGUAUUUGUAUACAUGUAUGCAUCUGUCUCUGAUGUGCUGUUUAAGUCCACAUUAAGUCAUUGAGAUACUUGAAUUUGUCUAAAUUCAACACAAAGUCUCAAAUUAAAUAUCUCUCUGGUGUUAAUUUUAUUAUAAAAAUUUUAUUUAUCCAAACAUAUUCUUUGUUAAAAGUAUUCACACUGGAUGUUGUUUAAGAAUGUAAAGGGGGUUCUAGAAUAGAGACCCUCGUGUAUUUAUUCUUAUUGUUUUAGCUUUAAACUACAUUAACUUAUGAUUUAUGUUGUAAUUCUGUAAAAUUUUAAUUUAUAUAGUGACAUAUAUAUAUAUAAAUAUAGUAAUAUAUAAUAAUUUUCUUUUAGGCAUGUGUUAAUGCAAUCAGCAGUUUAAAUAAAUAAAUCAAGCUGUAAUUUACUGUUUUGUGCUAAAUAAAGUAUUAUAGAACGCU
Molecule: messenger RNA, 4943 nt
Organism: Paramisgurnus dabryanus
Lineage: Eukaryota; Metazoa; Chordata; Actinopteri; Cypriniformes; Cobitidae
Source: RefSeq, a predicted model, not a curated record